Molecule: messenger RNA, 1305 nt
Organism: Adineta ricciae
Lineage: Eukaryota; Metazoa; Rotifera; Eurotatoria; Adinetida; Adinetidae
Source: the annotation of a GenBank genome assembly
AUGUGUAUAAAUUCUUUAAUGAUUGAUACCGAUAUAAUCCAAUGUCUCGUAGACGAUUUACUCGAUCGAAUAUGUUCACCCACCAGUUCACCCUUGCCGAUCAGUUCUUCAGCUUAUUAUUCAUCGAAAUCACUUGAGAAUAAAUUUCAGCAAUCAAUUAAUAUUCUUAAUAAGUCAAUAAAACAAUUGUUAACCUACGAAUUGCACAGUGUUGUCAACAAUGGUCAACUAACAAGCGCAUCCAACAUUCGUCAUAGUCGGUAUUACAAUCCGGCUACUGCAUUGAAACAGACAAAUGAUUUGAAGAAAAGAUUGCAUUGGAUCGAACAAAGGCAAAUGCUACUGAAACAAUUGGAUAGUAAUCAAGAUAAAACAAUUCCACAAACAUAUUCGGAUUUGAAUGCAUUAGAAAACAUUUGGUUUAAUCAUCGUCUAAAGAUUCUCGAUAAUUCAUUGGAACUACUCACAAAGCAAUCCGAUGAAAAGAAAUCUUCGGACGACGAUGACAUCGAAGAAUCAUCUUGUGCUCGUUGUAGAGUGUAUCGAAGAAGAAAAGAAGAAGAUAGUCAGUUGUUGAAGAAACUAAAGCGUACUCAACGUAUUCAUAUUGAACAUAAUUAUUCAACUACCUACGUUCAGUAUUCGUCCCCAGAAUCGGAUCUUAUUUUAUCCCUGUCGAAAAUAGCUGACCGUAUCGGUCAUAGUUCGAAUUUGAAUGUUUCAAGUCACACGAAAAAACUGCCAACAUCAACAAUGAAGAAGAAGCAACCAUCCAAAUUGCAAUCGUCGAUAUCUCUCAUUGUUACAGAUUCCAACAAAGCUCAAAAAAGACCAUCAGACGACUCUCGGAGUAUAUCGAACAGUAAUUUCAUCUCCGCUAAUUAUGAUGUUACUAGCAAACGACAGAAACGGAUCGCUUCUCCACAAUCGACAUUAACCGUGUCCUCAGCGAAUACGUCUGGGCCGAUUAGCAGUUCAUCUCCUCAUGAAAUUCUUACACCCAGUUGGCGUGUAUUGACAAAUGUUGAUUUGGAGAAUUCAAUUGAUCAACAAGAAAAUGAAGAUAUUUCUGAUGAGAGUUAUAUUCGUCGUCAUAUUCGUUGUGAAUUAGAACAAGAAACAUGGAUUACAAAUCCGACAGCAACAAAUAAUCUUUCAAUAACAUCGACUCGAAAAAAUUCUACACUUCAAACAUCGUUGUCUGUACCGAAUAGUUUAGCAACGACGAAUUCAAAACAGUAUCGUUUAACACCGAAUGGAAUUGCCUAUACAGAGACAUCGGAUAUCAAACAAAAUCUUGUCUAA